Molecule: messenger RNA, 1185 nt
Organism: Phragmites australis (common reed)
Lineage: Eukaryota; Viridiplantae; Streptophyta; Magnoliopsida; Poales; Poaceae
Product: B3 domain-containing protein Os03g0184500-like
Exons: 6
Coding region: 89-802 (237 amino acids)
Molecular function (GO): DNA binding
Source: RefSeq, a predicted model, not a curated record
UCGCGCUUGCUGCCGUGCUGCUCCAACUUCUCUCUUCUCCACGUACGGCAAGCUUAAUCGAAGGAACCGAGUGGAAGGGGUGAGGGGGAUGGUGGCGGUCGCGGAGAAAGGGAUGUCGCCGUACGAGGCGGCGCGGGACAGGACGGUGGAGGAGAACAAGCGCAAGAUGGAGGCGCUCAAUCUGCGCCACCUCUCCGCCGCCAUCAAGGAGGCCCCCAAGACGCCCUCGCCCAUGAAGCAGAAGAGGCGCAGGAUCAUUGAGCAGGCAGUCGUGGCUCCCUCGCCGCCGAGGAGGUCACGGCGCCUGGCUAACCUUCCUGAGGUCAAGUAUGCAGAGAUAGGGCCACCUAAUGCAGAGAGAAUGACAAGGUCUCCUAGAAAACCAACUGACAGCAUCUACUGGGCAACCCGUGGAUCAAUCUCCAUGAAAGCUAGGUUGGAGGCAACAAGAAAAGCCGAGAAGCUAGAAUCGCAACUGGACCCUGCAAUUCCAUCCUUUGUAAAAGCAAUGUUGCAUUCACAUGUCGUGCGAGGAUUUUGGCUGGGUCUCCCUAGCCAUUUCUGUGACACUUACAUGCCAAAACAAGAUUCCAUUGUCACCCUGGUGGAUGAGAAAGAUGAAGAAUUUGAUACCAACUACCUUGCCUACAAGAAGGGGCUAAGUGGUGGCUGGGCUGGUUUUGCUUUAAGCCAUGGAUUGCAGGAUGGAGAUGCAACAGUUUUUCAACUGAUCAAGACUACUACCUUCAAGGUGCAUAUAAUCCGAGCAGCUUCUGAUGAUGACAAUGAGGUAGCUGAGUGACUGCACCAUGCAACAGCUCUACUAACAUAUCAAGUGAUGGAAAAUAGUUCCCGUAAAAAAAAGUGAUGGAAAACAGGAUUUUGGGUAUGCUUUAGGCUUUAUCUAUCAAGAUCAGAUGCACAGUGUUAUGUAUUAUGAAUUUAUGAUUGUAUGCCUAUCAGUGCUGCUAAUGAGAGUGAGGACUGAGGUUCAGAGAUUAGAACUGACAAAAUUCUAGUAAUCAGCUUUUUUUUUUGUCUGGCCUCUGCAUGUUACCUGUCCCAAAGAAAGUUUCAAAACAUGAUGUGUUUUCUCAUUUUUAGAUGGAUUAAGGAAUGAUUCUUUCUCCUAACAAGUAUCCCUAAACUGAUGCCAUCUGAUGCAACAUGUACAGUGAAACUCUA